Messenger RNA from Danio rerio (zebrafish), 715 nucleotides. It is a transcript of the gene vps25, whose product is annotated as vacuolar protein sorting 25 homolog. Lineage: Eukaryota; Metazoa; Chordata; Actinopteri; Cypriniformes; Danionidae. Gene Ontology annotation, biological process: multivesicular body sorting pathway; macroautophagy; animal gross anatomical part developmental process. Gene Ontology annotation, cellular component: cytoplasm; ESCRT II complex. The record is from RefSeq and is marked provisional.
GCGGAGCCGCACAUCAACAGAACUGGUCGAAAUCUGCGAUGAGUUUUGAGUGGCCCUGGCAGUAUAACUUUCCUCCAUUCUUUACAUUGCAGCCAAAUGUUGACACAAGACAGAAGCAGCUGGCGGCCUGGUGUUCGCUGGUUUUGUCCUACUGUCGACACCGCAAACUCUACACCCUGGACGUGCUCGAAGCACAGGAGAGCCCCGUAUUCAACAACAAGAAAAUCGAGAGAAAACUUUCAGUGGAAGCCAUACAAGUAGUUUUUGAAGAGUUGAGAAAAAAAGGAAAUCUGGAAUGGUUGGAUAAGAAUAAAUCACGAUGUCUUAUCAUGUGGAGGAGACCCGAGGAGUGGGGCAAGCUCAUCUAUCAGUGGGUUUCCAAGAACGGGAUGGUCAACUCUGUGUUUACACUUUAUGAACUCGCUAAUGGAGACGACACGGAAAAAGAAGAGUUUCACGGGCUAGAGGAUUGGAUGUUGCUGCGUUCACUACAGGCCCUGCAGACUGACGGGAAGGCAGAAAUCAUCACUGUGGAUGACGGAAAAGGAGUCAAAUUCUUUUGAAUACGAAUUUCUCAAGUCAGACUUUGGGAUUUGCGACUGGGUUCUGUCACGAGUUCAUUCGGAUGCUUUCAGGACUCGAUAUGUUACACUCCACUAUUAAAUCUGUCAUUAUUUGGCACAAACUAAAUUUUAAAGGGAUAAUUCCCCCAAAA